This is a messenger RNA of Talaromyces proteolyticus, 264 nucleotides long. RefSeq lists its product as uncharacterized. Lineage: Eukaryota; Fungi; Ascomycota; Eurotiomycetes; Eurotiales; Trichocomaceae. The annotation marks the transcript as partial. The transcript has 2 exons. The record is from RefSeq and is a predicted model, not a curated record.
CAGAUUCUCAACUGCGGCUACACUGGUGUUGCCAGAGCUAGCAAGCCUGUUCUGGACAUGUUCGAGCAAGACCCCAACGCAAAGACAUUCCCGUUUGGUAUCUCCUCCACCGUCCAUACCUUCGAGACCGGUAACCCCAAGUACAAGCACCUAGAGAACAAGACCUUUGUAGGAAAUGGUCGCUUUAUCGUUACCCAGAACCCCUUUUCCAUCACGGUCGAGUCGCGUAUCUCUGAGGUCAUUCCAAGUUGCGACAUGAACUAG